AUGGCUUCAAAGGUUAUAGCAUCAACCAGCCUUCUCAUGUCCCUCAACCUCCUCUUCUUUACUUUGGUCAGCUCUAACCAUGUCCUUUGCCCACAACCCAGAGAAAAUCCUAGACGCUUCCUCCACAACUCACCGGCUACACCCACGUGCUCUGUGGACACCCUAAAGUUGGGUGUAUGUGCUGGCUUAUUGAAUGGUUUAGUACACCUUGGUGUUGGAACCCUAGCCAAUACUCCAUGCUGCAGCCUCCUUGACAAUCUGGUUGAUCUGGAAGCUGCUGUUUGCCUUUGCAUGAUCAUUAAAGCUAAUAUCUUGGGCAUUAACCUAAGCGACCCAGUUGCAUUAAGCUUGCUGUUGAAUUACUGCAGAAAGAAUGUUCCCUCUGGCUUCCAAUGCGCAUAG
This is a messenger RNA of Vitis vinifera (wine grape), 402 nucleotides long. RefSeq names its product 14 kDa proline-rich protein DC2.15. The transcript has a single exon. The coding region runs from base 1 to 402 and encodes 133 amino acids. NCBI's taxonomy places the organism in Eukaryota, Viridiplantae, Streptophyta, Magnoliopsida, Vitales, Vitaceae. The record is from RefSeq and is a predicted model, not a curated record.